This is a messenger RNA of Helicoverpa armigera (cotton bollworm), 1092 nucleotides long. RefSeq names its product putative nuclease HARBI1. The record is from RefSeq and is a predicted model, not a curated record. NCBI's taxonomy places the organism in Eukaryota, Metazoa, Arthropoda, Insecta, Lepidoptera, Noctuidae. The transcript is spliced from 6 exons. Bases 64 to 1077 code for a protein of 337 amino acids.
UUGAUAGCCACUGACGUUUUUUCAAAUACACUACAAAUAGCAGUGUUUUAUGCCCGAUUUUGAAUGUCGCGUGCAUUUUUGCUGGCAUUUGCGGACGAAGAGAGAAAACGAAGUUUGUCCAGAAUCCAGAAACGUCGACUGCGGGAUUGCAACAAUUCUCUGGAUUUACCGGAGAAGGAAUUCAUGGCAAAUUUCCGUGUCAACAAAUCAGGGUGUCAGCAAGUUUUGGCAGAGUUACGUCCAUUUCUGCAACGUGCUCAACGAAACACUGCUGUUGCAAUUGAGCUAAAAAUAUUGGCAGUCCUAAACUUUUAUGCAAAUGGAUCAUACCAACGAAGCUCCUCAUUCAUUUGCAACAUGUCUCAACCUACAUUUAGUAGGUGCCUACAUGAGGUAACCGAUGCUCUCAAUGUACGGGACGUGCUACUCAAGUACAUAAAGUUUCCUUCCACUCAACAAGAACGGGAAUCCACCAUGAAAGUGUUUAUGGAAAAAUUUGGAUUCCCAGGAGUUAUUGGGUGCAUUGAUGGAACCCAUGUUGCUAUAAUAAGGCCCACUGACCAUGAAGAAGCUUUUUUUAAUAGAAAACAUUAUCAUUCAUUAAAUGUUUUGCUGAUUUGUGAUGCGAAUUUGCAAAUACUGCAUGUUGAUGCAUCCUAUGGAGGUGCAUCACAUGAUUCAUUUGUGUGGAACCAAUGCUGCAUUAAAUCUCACCUAGAAGGAUUGGAAAGAUCUGGGGAGCAUUGUUGGCUAUUAGGUGAUUCUGGAUAUGCACAACGCCCUUGGAUGAUGACACCUAUAUUAGAGGCUGCUGUCGGUUCACCAGAGGAACAUUACACCACACUGCAUUGCAAAGUUCGCAAUACCGUUGAGCGUUGCAUAGGUGUAUUAAAGAAUCGUUGGCGCUGUUUAUUAGCACAUAGGGUUCUUCACUAUGACCCAGUGACUGUGGCUAAAAUUGUGAAUGCAUGUGUUGUACUACACAAUAUAGCAAACAUACACAAUGUUCCUCUGCCGGAGCCUGAGAGUGAAGAGUCUGACUAUUUUUUUGUGUGUUGUAAAUAUCUAUGUAUAUAACAAAGAAACAAAUAA